Branchiostoma floridae (Florida lancelet) is the source of this 2545-nucleotide messenger RNA. Its product is annotated as early growth response protein 1-like. The record is from RefSeq and is a predicted model, not a curated record. Bases 182 to 1564 code for a protein of 460 amino acids. Gene Ontology annotation, molecular function: DNA-binding transcription factor activity, RNA polymerase II-specific; RNA polymerase II cis-regulatory region sequence-specific DNA binding. The transcript has 2 exons. Gene Ontology annotation, biological process: regulation of transcription by RNA polymerase II. NCBI's taxonomy places the organism in Eukaryota, Metazoa, Chordata, Leptocardii, Amphioxiformes, Branchiostomatidae.
ACCUCCUCGGCUGCACUCAGUCGCCCCUCCGAACGAAGCCGAACAUUACUCGUGUAUCUCCGCAAACCGCACCGAUCACUCACGAGCGCACCCCGAGUUCUACCGCUUCGGCUUGGGGACGACCGAAAACAGCCGGACUCAGCUCCGCUUACAAGCGAACUCCUAGGUACUUGCAGAACAGAUGUCUCGAAUGAUGGAUGCACUUGACACUUUGUCACAAGUAGCUACGGAGCUGAAGUUAUCAGAAGCAGCUACAUCGUCUCUGCUCUGUUUCGAUACCAGCUUUUUCAAUAAUCCAGCUCCGCUGCCUGCAAACCUGAGGCCCGAGGACCUGAGCGUUCACACCACGGUGCCGAGCGCAACCAGCUCCGAAAGCAUCUACUCUCAGGGAGAGCCCGCCGUGUCGGAAUUUAGCGACCAGUCUUCUUCUGAUUCACUCGGCAACUUCAACGCUGAAUUCACUAUCGCCCCCGUGGCCGACUUCUGCAAACGCGAGGGCGAGGCUUCCUACCCCGAUACCAGUAAAAGCGGGAACCGCAUCGUGUACCGAGGCAGCUUCACGACGGCGGGAGCUGGCAGCGGAGACACCGCCUGGCAGUGGCCGGCAGAACACACCGCUUCCCUGCUGACCCUGCUCAACACCAACAUCCAGAACGCCCUGAGCAUGACCCAGCAGAGCCAGCCCGAGCCGCUGCCACCUGUCUGUACCAGCCCGCUAGCCUCCCAAGCCGAGUCCGUCUCCAGCUCACACUCGCCGUGUCUCACCCCCGAGCCCGACUCUACCACCGCCUACACCACUUGCGAGAACACCUACCUGGCCGACACCAAGACCUACACGGGCGCGCCAAUGGACAUGAGUGGGUCUUGCCUGCCCAUCUUCAGUCAGCCCGAGCCCCAGCGCAACCUGCCAAUCAACGGUAACGUCAAGUACCAGUGGCCAGUCAUCCCGGACUUCCCGUUCCAACAACAGAGCCAGGUGGACAAGGCAACGCCGCCGCCUCAGUACGGGGCUGAGCAUAUGGUCCUACAGAGCGGGCCGCUCACAGACUUCGUCACCCUGACACAGAAACUCAUCAGUCAGCCCUACAGAAUGAGCCCCAGCCCCAACAAGGCGGCGUCGGACACCGUGAACAAGCCACAGGCUCGCAAAUAUCCCAACAGAAACAGCAAGACGCCCCCACACGAGCGGCCAUACGCCUGUCCCGUGGACACCUGUGACCGGCGGUUCUCCCGCUCGGACGAACUGACGCGACACAUCAGAAUCCACACGGGGCAGAAGCCCUUCCAGUGCCGCAUCUGUAUGCGCAACUUCAGUCGAUCCGACCACCUGACCACACACAUCAGAACCCACACGGGCGAAAAGCCGUUUCAGUGUGACACUUGUGGCCGGAAGUUCGCGCGUUCCGACGAGAGGAAGAGACACACCAAGAUUCACCUUCGGCAGAAGGGAAAGAAGGACUGCAAGACGCUGGCGUCUUCCUCCGACUCUCCAUCCACUGUGUCCGCCCCUCCUCACUCCAGCUUGCUAACUCUACCGGUGAGCACCGUCACGACGUCGGCCUAGACUCUUACAACAACAAACCGAAAACUUCGCUACAGACUGAAAAACUGAAAAAAAACUGCUCUCAUCUCAUCCGCGCUGUGUCUGAACUCUUGUCUCUGUGUUCCGAAGGGCUAGUUCUCCUGACCUGUAACGUCUUUUGGGUUCACGGUUCAUUUUACGUUUCCAUGUGGUAACGGUGGUACUGUUUUCUCCAGACUUGUCGGAUUGAUAACUAGAAUGACACCUGUAAGCCACAGACCUGAAGACCCGUGUUGCCAAAGAAAGACAGUCGGUAAGAAACGCAACUAUGCCAAGUUUCUCGACAAAGCUUUCGCUUGAUCUAGCUCAUUCUUUUGGUUUCUGAAUCUUGUAUUUUCUGUUGUUCUGUGAGGCACGAUUAGACUAACGGUCCGGACAGGCGCCGGGCCUUUAUAACGUUGUAAACACUGUACUAGUCGGUAUUAAGGUGUGUUGCAAACUAUGUCGUCGCUCGCCCUAGACGCAGUACUAAGUACGUUAUUGUGUAGAGAAUUACAUAGCUUCAGGUAGUGUCGAAAAGACUGGCUUUAACUAAAACUCAAGAUGAAUACUUGUAUUGCUGUGCCAUGUAUGUACGCGAGAGGGGGCGGUGUUUUCUCUGUUUUGAUACAUCGUGUAGUGUUCUAGUACGCCAGCCCUCCUCAGUGUAAGUGUGCCCGUGCAGUGAUGUUAGGUUUUCUACACUUUGUGUCAAGUCGUUUGAACGUAGACGCUCCGGAGAAGUGCUUGGAGCAGGACUUGUGGCUCCUCCGAAGCGGCGGGAGACUUUCCGCAGAUAAAUGUUUGACUAUAGUGUCAUGUAUCCACAGCUGCCAUAUUAUUUUACCCAUCUUUCAUGCGCACCAAAUGUAAGCAUGAUAUCAAAAUAGGCAUGUAUCUGAACUCAAGGGAAUUUAUUCUGAAUUACUAUAUCGACAAAAGAAAAACAAUUAAAAAGAAGACAUGUUACGGAUAUUUUCUUGA